AUGGCAGACUUGGCGCUCUCUGGCUUAAGGUGGGCAUCAUCGCCAAUCAUCAACAAGCUCCUAGCUGAUGCUACAGCUUACCUCAGCGUGGACUUGGUGCGUGAGCUCCAAAAACUAGAAGCCACUGUCCUGCCACAGUUUGACCUGGUGAUUCAAGCGGCAGAGAAGAGCUCCCACAGGGGCAAGCUGGAGGCAUGGAUCCGGAGGCUCAAAGAAGCCUUCUAUGAUGCUGAGGACCUGCUGGAUGAGCAUGAGUACAACCUCCUCAAGCGCAAGGCAAAGAGUGGGAAGGAUCCCAUGGUAGGGGAGGAUGAAGCCUCCUCCAUUGCAUCGACCAUCAUGAAACCACUUCGUGCUGCUAAGAGUAGGGCACGCAACUUGUUGCCAGAGAACAGAAAGCUAAUUAACAAGAUGAAAGAACUCAAGGAUAUCCUGCUUGAAGCCAAGGAGCUUCGCGAUCUUCUUGGCUUACCACAUGGCAAUACCGUCGACUGGACACCAGCUGUACCUGGAACCGUUGUUCCUACAACAACAUCACUUCCCACUUCAAAGGUUUUCGGUCGCGACAGAGAUCGUGAUCGUAUAGUUGAUUUUCUUCUCGGCAACACGACAACUGAAGAGGCAAGUUCAUCGAGGUACUCAAGUUUGGCCAUUGUUGGAACGGGAGGAAUGGGGAAGUCCACCUUAGCACAGUAUGUCUAUAAUGACAGGAGGAUUGAAGAAUGCUUUGACGUCAGGAUGUGGAUCUGCAUCUCACGCAAACUUGAUGUGCGACGUCACACACAGGAGAUUAUCGAGUCUGCGAAAAAGGGGGAGUGCCCAUGUGUUGAUAAUCUUGAUACUCUCCAGUGCAAACUACGUGACAUACUGCAACAGUCACAGAAAUUCCUACUUGUCUUGACUCUUGGAUGA
Messenger RNA from Miscanthus lutarioriparius, 912 nucleotides. The record is from the annotation of a GenBank genome assembly. NCBI's taxonomy places the organism in Eukaryota, Viridiplantae, Streptophyta, Magnoliopsida, Poales, Poaceae.